Amoebophrya sp. A120 is the source of this 835-nucleotide messenger RNA. The record is from the annotation of a GenBank genome assembly. NCBI's taxonomy places the organism in Eukaryota, Dinophyceae, Syndiniales, Amoebophryaceae.
AUGCACGCCCACAAGAACGACCAGGAGACGUGGUUUCAGGGCGCGGAAGAGAUUAUGGAGAGGAUGAAAGCGGAUAAAAAAGUUAACCGCGACCUGGUCACGUACAACACACUGAUGUCUGCCUACGCGGGAGCGACAGUGGACACAUCGGUGCAGGCACAGGCACUGGUGGAGGAAAUGAAGCGAGAAGGGGUGCAGCCUGACCUGAUCACGUACACCAUGCUCCUGGGGUGUCAUGCGAAAGCGGGCGACGUGGAGAAAGCGGAACGAUUGGUGGACGAAACGCUGGAAGCGGAAAAGUUGCACCCGGAUAAGGGGGUUUACUGGCUGCUUGCCGUGGCGCACAGCGUCCGCGACCGACUGGUGGAGCCGGCGACGCUGUCGGGAAUCCUGAAAAAGAUGCGGCAGAAAGGGCUAACGCCGGACGAGGUUUUCAAACGACAGUGCGAACGGAGAUGGAACAAGGAAGACGUUGCCGCGUUUUUCCGUGAGGGCUAUUACCAGCCGCCGCUCUGCUUGGCAGGUUCGGCUCUCGAGGAUCCGCAGGAGGGCAGCGAGGGCGGAAACGACAGAGGCAAGAUGAGAACUUCUACCAGCAGCACCGGCUUCUACUACUCCGACCAGCACGUCGACGCGGUCCAUGAUCCGGCCGUCGCGAGGUCACGACCAAAAUUACAAAAGCGACAAGCUGAUGAGCCGGGGGCGCCCGACCUCUUUCGAACUGUAUGGGAGGUACAGGAGCUUCGGCAGACUGCAAAUGAAGACAAGUGGGCCGACAUGUGCGACAGCAGCGAGGAAGAUGGUCGCAAGUAUGACGCCGGCACCUGUCCUGGAC